AUGGAGCUGUGGAUCAGGUGGAGGUGUCUCUUAGUGGUUCUGCUCUAUGGAUCAGGCUUUAGCAGUGCCUUGGGUAGACACCGGCGCCAGUCCAACACUUGGAGAAGUAACCAGCCUGAAUGGGGAUCUCCUAGAAGACUUGGACAAUCUGCCUCUGGAUUAGGAUCUUCUAGAUCCAAUCCCUGGGCUCAGUCAGUCUCUGGUUUUGGUUCUGCAAGAGCCCUUAUGCCUGUGUACGGAUGGGGCUCCAGGAGUCUUGGCGCAGACCAUCAGUCCCGACAGCUUCCCCCACAAUCCUCCUCCUCCCCUAUCAGUGUGCAGUGUAAUGAGGACAGCAUGGUGGUGACUGUGAAGAGAGACUUCUAUGGGAAUGGUUUCCUAGUGAAGGCUUCAGACUUCCGCUUAGGAUCUUGUAGUCCUGAGACUCAAAGUUCAGACACCGUGAUGGUAUUCGACAACGAAGUCCAGGCCUGCGGGAGCCGCUUACAGAUGACCCCGGACUUCAUGAUCUACCAAACAAUGUUGAACUACAAUCCAGUUUUGAGCAACUCCGUCAUCAUAAGGUCCAGUCCAGCUAUGGUUCCAGUCUUGUGCUAUUACCCCCGCCAUGGUAACGUAAGCAGCAAAGCAAUACGACCAACAUGGGCUCCAUUCAGUACCACGGUCUCUACAGAAGAGAGGCUGGCCUUCUCCAUGUACCUGAUGACUGAUGACUGGAGUGCUCGCCGAUCAUCCUCCAUCUUCCAACUUGGGGACGUCAUGAACAUAGAGGCCUCGGUUGUAGCAGAGAAUCACGUUCCAAUGAUCUUGUUUGUUGACAGCUGUGUGGCCACCACCACGUCAAGACCCAACUCCAGCCCUAGAUACGAGAUCAUAGCAGACAAUGGGUGUCUGGUGGAUGGGACUCAAGAAGAUUCCUCUUCAGCAUUCAGGUCUCCAAGGAUUCAACCAAAUAAGAUCCAGUUCAUGGUUGAUGCCUUCCGGUUUAUUGCUACGGAUGCAUCUACGAUCUACAUUACUUGUACUCUAAAAACCAUGGAACUUCGCCAACCUCCUGACCAAAUGAACAAGGCCUGUUCCUACGUAAAGACUUCUAGAAGCUGGUCUCCUGUUGAGGGCUCCAAUGACAUCUGCCGCUGCUGUGACUCCGCAAACUGUGCUGUACCUCUUGGUCAGACUAGAAGAUGGGGUCCAGUCUAUGGGGGAAGCAGACAUAUUGGAAAGAGAGAAGUAGGCCUUCAUCCAGAGGAGCAUGCCAUGACGAUACUUGGCCCUCUAUUGGUCAUCGGUGCAGAGAACCACCAUGUGGAAUCCAUUGCAGAACGUGUCCAGGCUUCUAGGGUUCCUGAAGAGUCCCAACCCCUGGAGCUGUGGAUGUGGGUGAUGGUCAGUUCGGUCAGUGCGGUGGUCGUAGCUGUUGGCCUUGUUGUGAUUGGUCGAUAUGUUAUGAAGAGUCUGUCGCCCCCAUGAAGCUCUGUGAAAUAAAGAAACUUUACC
Molecule: messenger RNA, 1497 nt
Organism: Hyla sarda
Lineage: Eukaryota; Metazoa; Chordata; Amphibia; Anura; Hylidae
Product: zona pellucida sperm-binding protein 3-like
Exons: 8
Coding region: 1-1470 (489 amino acids)
Biological process (GO): binding of sperm to zona pellucida; positive regulation of acrosome reaction; egg coat formation
Cellular component (GO): extracellular matrix
Molecular function (GO): acrosin binding
Source: RefSeq, a predicted model, not a curated record